This is a messenger RNA of Pantherophis guttatus, 1242 nucleotides long. RefSeq names its product integrin subunit beta 3 binding protein (gene ITGB3BP). NCBI's taxonomy places the organism in Eukaryota, Metazoa, Chordata, Lepidosauria, Squamata, Colubridae. Gene Ontology annotation, biological process: CENP-A containing chromatin assembly; regulation of DNA-templated transcription. Gene Ontology annotation, cellular component: nucleoplasm. The record is from RefSeq and is a predicted model, not a curated record.
CCGCCCGGCCGCUUUUGAGCGGUGCACCGUUUGGACUUGGGGCGGGAGUCUCAGCUUCGCUGCCGAGGAAAGGCUUGGAAGUGGUCCUGAUGCCGCGUGCUAAAAGAGCUUUGAAGCUGGAAAAUCUUAUUCCAGAAAAAGUGCCAGCAACAUCAUCAGUAAAAGGAAAGGAAAAUGGCCUUCUUUUUUCACCAAUAACAGGAACAUGUCUAAUGAGUUCAUUUUCAAGUUCCAGGAGUAAUCAUGCCAAAGAACAGAGAAAUGACCUAUCAAAUGAAAUUGGAGAGUCUUCCAAAGUCUUGCCAAUCCAAUCCAAUAGAAAGGAGCAACAUCAAAUGAAGAACAAUGACAAACUCUUGGUAUUGCAGUCUGAAGUUGAACAUUCCCUGGAAAGAUUCCUGAAAAUCCGAAAAAAACUAACCAAUCUGAAGGCUUUAGAGGGCACCGGAGAGCUGGAAAAUAUUCUGGGCACUUCAAACAAGCCUGGUAACUUAAAAAUUGAAGUGAGAAAAUCCAGGAAACUGAUUGAGCAAGUCAGAAAGAGAAACCUGCAAAAACCGGGUGCUGUUAGACUUUCUACUCAAGAGACUCUCCAACCUGCCAAUAGCUUUGCAUUCCUGAAAUCUCUCAUUGGCUAAGGUGAAGAGACAUUAAGGUUUUAAGAAUAUACCAAGCUUGGCUGCAAGAUUCUCCAACUGCCUGAUCCUACUUAAAAGGUUAAAAAAAAACCUUCCUGUAAAUCUAUCUCUCCAGCAAAUACCAGCUAAGGAUUGCUCAGUGUACCAGGCAGGUGCACAUCUAGAUACAGUUUCUUGCAUCUAAUUUAAACUUUACAAUCUGUACAACCAGUUAAUCUCAAUGUAAAUAAUACACUUGCCAUAGCUUUUUAUGCAAAUAUGUAAUGGCAUAAAUUGUACUCCUUCUAUAGUUAAAAAAAACCCUAAGAAAACUUGCUCAAUGCUGGUAAAAAUUCUUUAAUGAGCUUUUCAUUACAUUUUGAAAGAAGGCCUACUUUUAGAGAUGGAUGCUAUUUCCCAGGCCUUCAAACAAACUGAAAAUUUCACAGUAAUUAUAUGCUCCAUGCUGCCUCUGAUGGCCUGCCAAUUCUUCCACAAACAAUGAAGAUGCCUUGCCAAUUUACAGCACAUUGUUUAUCUUAUCAGCACACACAAAUUCAAACAAAUAUGCCAUUUAUCUUUGUAUAUAACCCUUCAUUUGUUAAUAAAGAUUUAUGAGAUCUAA